Acanthisitta chloris (rifleman) is the source of this 559-nucleotide messenger RNA. RefSeq names its product thioredoxin-like 4A (gene TXNL4A). Gene Ontology annotation, biological process: mRNA splicing, via spliceosome. Lineage: Eukaryota; Metazoa; Chordata; Aves; Passeriformes; Acanthisittidae. Bases 23 to 451 code for a protein of 142 amino acids. Gene Ontology annotation, cellular component: U4/U6 x U5 tri-snRNP complex; U5 snRNP; spliceosomal complex. The transcript is spliced from 3 exons. The record is from RefSeq and is a predicted model, not a curated record.
GCUGGCGUCCGUUACCGCCAGGAUGUCGUAUAUGCUGCCGCACUUGCACAAUGGGUGGCAGGUGGACCAGGCCAUCCUGUCGGAGGAGGACAGAGUCGUGGUGAUACGCUUCGGGCACGACUGGGACCCCACGUGCAUGAAGAUGGACGAAGUCCUGUACAGCAUCGCCGAGAAGGUUAAAAACUUUGCUGUUAUUUAUCUUGUGGAUAUCACUGAAGUACCAGACUUCAACAAGAUGUACGAGUUGUAUGAUCCCUGUACUGUCAUGUUUUUCUUCAGGAACAAACACAUCAUGAUUGAUUUAGGUACGGGAAAUAACAACAAGAUCAACUGGGCAAUGGAAGAUAAGCAAGAGAUGAUUGACAUUAUAGAAACUGUUUAUAGAGGCGCCCGCAAAGGUCGAGGUUUGGUGGUAUCGCCAAAGGAUUAUUCCACUAAAUACCGAUACUGACGUUUCUCUGUGCUGCCUUUUUUCUUAACCUGAUAUCUGCUUAAAUUUAUUACUGUCUAUGUGUGUACAUAUAUGUGUAUUAAAAGCAAAAACCCUAAAAUCCUUGAA